GGUGAUUUCCCAAGGGGCUGGGCGCUAGUAUUGCGAUUUAUAAAGUAAAAAUGUCUCUCUCAAGAAGUCAGUUCCCAUCCUUCAAGAUGGCAGAGUUUUCCGAUUCCAUGAAGAAAUUCGGCUCCACGACGGCUACUUUCUUUAGCCGUGCUAAGCAGUAUACGGAAGAGCAAUUGGGCAAAGCAGAAGCCACAGAGUUUGAUGCGAGGUUUGAGUCCUUGCUAGAAAGGGCAGAUCGCACCAAGCAAUGGACAGAGAGAUUGCUUAAGCAAACAGAGGCUCUACUUCAGCCAAAUCCUGGCAUUAGGGCUGAAGAAUACUUCUAUUCCAAGCUUGGAGAAAAAAAGCCUGAGCGCCUCACUCACCUUGAAACACUCGGCAAGAUCAUGGAAGAUGCUGGUAACGAGCUUGGGCCUGGCACUAGUUAUGGUAGCACCCUUGUAAAGUGUGGUGCAACAGAGAAGAAGCUUGCAUCUGCGGAGAGAGACUUCAUGACAAAGUCUGUAUCGCACUAUCUCCACCCCUUGAAGUCCUUCCUGGAGGGUGACAUGAAGACCAUAUCUACAGAGAGAAGGACCCUGUUAGCAAAGCGAUUGGAUCUGGAUUCAUGCAAAGCCAAAGUGAGAAAGGCACAGACCCCAGAGAGGAUCCAGCAGGCUGAGAGUGAGCUGCGGGUCGCCCAAGCAGAGUUUGACAGACAGUACGAGGUCACGAAACUGCUACUGGAUGGUAUUGCCACAUCACAUGCCAACCACCACCGGGCCCUACAGAGCUUUAUUGAGGCCCAGGCCCAGUACUACGCACAGUGCUUCCAAUACAUGCAGGACCUACAACGCCAGCUAGGCACCCCUCCCCCCACGGACUCUGUACCCCUAGUACCACCAACUGCACCCUCGGCUGCUGAUGUCAGGGGUGUGUUGGACGUCAAUGCUUACCCUAGACCGUCAGUGACAAAAAAGGCCAAGGUCCUGUAUGACUAUGAUGCUACAGACUCCAGCGAACUGUCACUUCUCUCUGAUGAGGUAAUAACAGUGUACAACGUGCCCGGAAUGGACAAUGACUGGAUGGUUGGCGAACGUGGGAGCCAACGAGGAAAAGUCCCUGUCACCUACCUAGAGCUUCUGUCGUAAUCUCCCAUCACAUCUAUACCACAUUCAAUACAAUUUUCAAGAAUCAGUGAUACUAAAAAAAAAGAGCUAUUCUUGUGGGCUUUCUGUGUGAUAUUACCACAGGUAGCCUAUAAAGGCAACUAGGCUUCUUGAUAGCGAAAAGAAUGUAAAGGGGAGCUUUGCUAGAGAUGAUACCAGUAGAUUCGACCCCCUCUAGGGUUUCCACAGUAGUGAUGUUUGUGUAUACCCCAGGUAGCCCAUAAAUGUAUCCUCAUAGUUUGUUGACAGUGGAGGUGAUUUCACAAUUUGACCCCUGUAAGGUACCCAUGGAGCAUGGAUUAUAGAAAUGUUUUUUCCAUUGAGGAAGUGGUUGUAAGUUAAAAGAGUAAAAUGACUACUAACAUUGCUUCAAGAUUUAAUGAUUUUAAAUAACUACAAAUAUUAUGUUUUAUAGAGUAAGAUUUGACAAGAACAAAAGGGAUCACAGCAACAUGCUUAUGCUAUCUGCCAUGAGAGCACCUUUUCCUAUUUCCAUAGCUACAAAGAAAAUAUGUAGGGUGACUUAUGAAUAACAUCUUGAAGCCUCCUAACCUCUGAAAAAAUUCUGGAUAUGUGUUUACGGUUUUAUGUUAUACGUCUUCUUUAUUAUUGAUAUUAAAAUCUUUAAAAAACAUCUUAAAAA
Nematostella vectensis (starlet sea anemone) is the source of this 1791-nucleotide messenger RNA. Its product is annotated as endophilin-B1. Gene Ontology annotation, biological process: membrane organization. Gene Ontology annotation, cellular component: cytoplasm; membrane. The transcript is spliced from 8 exons. Gene Ontology annotation, molecular function: protein binding. NCBI's taxonomy places the organism in Eukaryota, Metazoa, Cnidaria, Anthozoa, Actiniaria, Edwardsiidae. The record is from RefSeq and is a predicted model, not a curated record. The coding region runs from base 51 to 1130 and encodes 359 amino acids.